Molecule: messenger RNA, 888 nt
Organism: Fraxinus pennsylvanica
Lineage: Eukaryota; Viridiplantae; Streptophyta; Magnoliopsida; Lamiales; Oleaceae
Source: the annotation of a GenBank genome assembly
AUGGCAGUGCUGAGCCACCUCAGAGUGGCGGCGCGGCCUCUUGUUUCACAUCGGCUUGGUCUCAUUCGAACUUAUGGAUCAGCGGCUGCGGCUCAGUUGGACUAUGAUUACUACUAUUAUGAUGAUGAUGAAGACGAACAACGAGGGAACGGGAAGCGGAGGGCAAUGGAGGAAUCAGAGGAAGGGUGUGAUAGGAUAGGGCGUGGAGUGCAGUGGGUCAUUAUUGGUGAUCCAGUGGCGAGGCGACACGUCUACGCUCAAAGGCUCUCGAAGCUUCUGGAUGUUCCGCAUAUUUCCAUGGGUACACUUGUUCGUCAAGAGCUGCAUCCUCACUCCACUCUUUACAAACAGAUUGCAAGUGCAGUGAAUCAAGGGAAACUAGUACCUGAGGAUGUCAUUUUUGGGUUGUUGUCGAAGAGACUGGAGGAAGGGUACUGCAGGGGUGAAUCCGGCUUCAUUUUGGAUGGAGUACCUCGCACAAGAAUUCAGGCUGAAAUCCUAGACCGAAUUACUGAUAUAGACUUAGUGUUGAACCUUAAAUGCACGGAGCAUAUGGUAAAGAAAAAUCUAGGCAAUGGAACUUAUUCUCCUUCUCGAGAUUUUCAUCGCAUGGCUGGCUCGGGAUUCAAUUUAAGUCUUCAGCCAAAAGAUGGCCAACUGGAAUCUGCCUGUGCUGACAAAGAUACUGCCUGGAAGGAGAAACUUUGGGCGUAUGCAGAACAGAGAAAGCCUGUAGAAGAAUACUACAAGAAACAAAAGAAGCUUCUCGAGUUUCAUGUGGCUGGUGCGCCCGGGGACACUUGGCAAGGUCUUUUGGCUGCAUUGCGUCUGCAGCACAUGAAUGCUGUCUGUUCUUCUUUCAAUUCACCACAGAAGUUGGCAGCUUGA